CAACAAACAACCAUACACUGGUUGAUUUCUUCAUUGAAAUAAAAGUGUAAUUGUAGCUAUGGAUGAGGCAGUUCUAUCUGAACGUGCACAUAGCUGGAGAAAUGCAAAGGAUAAAAGGAAAGCUUGGGCAAGAAGCAGAGACUCUUGGCAAAUCUCUGAGACAGAAAAUGGGUGUGUUGCAGAGUCUACUGUGCUAUCAGAAGAAAACAGACCAGCAGAUCUGGCACUGUCUGGACCAUCAUCUGAAGAAAAUGGUAUAUCAAAUAAGAAGAUUGAAAUUUGGCUUCAAGAUUGUGGACCACCAUUAGGAGCAUCUUUGGAAGAAUCAAACCAGCUGCCCUUGAAAGGCGCAGGUACAAAGAACGGAUGUAGUUUUGAGGAUGACCUGUCCCUUGGUGCAGAAGCAAAACAUCUUCACACUCUCAGUGACUCGAUGUCGGCAGCAAGCCAUGGGACAUCAGCCAAGGAAAAACGGAAGCAGUUUUAUCAAAUGGGAAACAGUAUGAAUUCUACUGGCUCUGGCAAAAGCAACACAACCGUAUCUAG
Molecule: messenger RNA, 546 nt
Organism: Rhincodon typus (whale shark)
Lineage: Eukaryota; Metazoa; Chordata; Chondrichthyes; Orectolobiformes; Rhincodontidae
Product: ITPR interacting domain containing 2
Exons: 7
Source: RefSeq, a predicted model, not a curated record